Messenger RNA from Theobroma cacao (cacao), 1457 nucleotides. Its product is annotated as oxidoreductase/transition metal ion-binding protein (DUF3531). Lineage: Eukaryota; Viridiplantae; Streptophyta; Magnoliopsida; Malvales; Malvaceae. The record is from RefSeq and is a predicted model, not a curated record.
UAACAAAUAACCAACAUGCUUGCAAUCAAAAUCAUCAAACAAAUAAUUUACUUCGUAGCUUUUAGCAUAGAUUUUCCAUGUUCUUUCUAAUUGCUAAAAAUAUUUUAUUUUUAGUUAUAUAUUUGUCCCUAAAGAGCUGAAUUUUUAAGCAUGCUUUAAUACUAUUUAAACCCGAAAGAAAAAGUUUUUAGCUCAUGAACUUCCAAGUUGCAAGUAAUAGUAUAAGAUAAGAUCAAAUUCACAGGGUUUUAGACAGACAGGCCCUCUAAACCCCCCCUCUCUCAUUUGCAGAGGCACCCAUUAAGGGAAAGCUACCAAGCGAUAUCUCUACACUGAAACUAACAUUAUAGAAAGAAGAAACAGAAGAAAAUGCUUAUCCUAAACCCAGGAGCCUUUUCUCUUCAAGCCCCCAACAUUACUCGCCCUGAAUUUUCUUUCCGUUUCAACUGCUUCCCGCCGUUUUCAGCUGUUAAUUUUUCCUUACAGAAGUAUGCUUCACCCAAGGCUUCGUUUUUGGUGGUUAAAGCAAAAAGAAGCCAUGAAAUGAGUGCCCAAAAUUUGGAGAUAGAGAUGGAUGAGGAAGAAGAUAAUGAAGAAUAUGAGGCAAGAAGUGGAUUUAGAGGGAGGGAAGAGGAGAAGAAUUACGAUAAAGACCCUGAAUUUGCUGAGAUUCUUGGGAGUUGUCUUGAUGACCCACAAAAAGCUCGGUCUAAAAUGGAAGACAGACUGAGGAAGAAAAGAAACAAAAUUUUGCACACAAAGACUGGCUCUGCAACACCCAUGAAAGUAACAUUCAACAAAUUUGAUUUUUCAAACUCAUACAUUUGGUUUGAAUUCUACAAUGCUCCAUUGGAGAAAGACAUCUCCUUAAUUUGUGAUACAAUUCGAUCAUGGCACAUCAUUGGACGGCUUGGUGGAUGCAAUUCCAUGAAUAUGCAAUUAUCACAAUCUCCUUUGGAGAAAAGACCAAGUUAUGAUGCCAUUCAAGGAGCAAAUGUGAAUGCAACUACAUUUUACAACAUUGGGGAUCUUGAGGUUCAAGACAACUUGGCACGCAUAUGGGUGGAUAUUGGGACCACUGAACCAUUGCUUCUGGAUGUUCUGAUAAAUGCAUUGACACAGAUAAGCUCUGACUACAUUGGAAUUAAGCAAUUGGUAUUUGGUGGAUCUGAAUUUGAAAAUUGGAAGGAGGACUUGACAACGGAGGAUGCAGGCUACACUGUUCACAGAAUUUAGCUUUUCUAACUCAGCACCCUACCAAGGGAAACAUCUAACCAUUUUCCACUCAUUAUGAAUGUACAACGGUUUGAGAACUCAAUGUGAAACUGAUGAUUGCUAAGACCGUGCUGUCUAAUAACUUUAUUAAAUGAUGAUACUUUAGGCUCUGUGAUACUAACAAGGCUAAAUAUUUUGAACCAGUAGGUAACGGAUGGUAAUAGAUGGUUGUUAUUCUUGCA